AUGGCUUGUCAUCUUUGCGUUGGUGGCUGUGAAAUUCGGCGACCGCCCCAAAAAGACACCGGCGAUGGGCACCAGAAAUUUCACAUGCCACGUCUGACGGUGUGGAAGGCUUUGCAAAAGCUAAAUAAUACGACCUGGACCCUUCAGACGAGGGCUCCCUUUGAUGUAAAACCGGCAAGCCACCGUGAGUCCCACCGUUCCUGGUUGUCUGCUGAAGGGGAAGCAUUCCCGUAUGUAAGGCACGACAGGGGCCCUCGUCAGAAGGGAUCCAUGCUUCUGUGCCACGAGGCCUGUCAAAUGAAUAUCCUAGAUUAUGGCCUCGUGGCCUGCGCACCUACCCACAACCAAAUUCCAUAUCGCAGCACCUUGACUUAUAAAUCGGAAAGGAUCAAGGAUACGGAACCUGGCAGAACGCCAAACUCGUGGAUUGCUUGGUCCGGUUUGCUUGUUGGGACGUUCCGGCCACACGGCCCGUAUUGGUGGUAUGACGUGAAAAACUCCCGCCGUUCCGGGUUGGAAAUCUUCUUCGUUGCCUUGUCUGUGAGAAGCUGGCGCGUGCCUUUUGACCUGGGCUGCAUGCUGUCAAUAUAUUCCCGGCAUCCAACAGCCACAAAGGUUAGCGGACUCGGGCAAGUUGACAUGCGACUAAGGCCGAAAGACAUCGGGAGAAUAUUAGGUUGA
Coccidioides immitis RS is the source of this 681-nucleotide messenger RNA. RefSeq lists its product as uncharacterized. Bases 1 to 681 code for a protein of 226 amino acids. The transcript has 2 exons. Lineage: Eukaryota; Fungi; Ascomycota; Eurotiomycetes; Onygenales; Onygenaceae. The record is from RefSeq and is a predicted model, not a curated record.